Molecule: messenger RNA, 1161 nt
Organism: Hymenoscyphus albidus
Lineage: Eukaryota; Fungi; Ascomycota; Leotiomycetes; Helotiales; Helotiaceae
Source: the annotation of a GenBank genome assembly
AUGGCAUCCCCUACCAUCAGUGAGAUUCUUCGAUCGGAUCUUCACAAACUCCAUGCCCCUUCCUCAGCUUCAAUCACCAACAUCCAACAACUUUCCUCUUACAAUUGGAUUGAGGCACCAUCUGGCAAACCUACAAUUGCAAUACCUGGCUGCCCGUCUCUUUGGACCUCUCCAAUUGGUUCGAAAAGAUUACCAAAGGAUCAUGGUCGUGUUUACAUUGCCCAAAAUGCAUAUCGUCACUCACAAAGUCCGCUUGAGCCACUUUUCCGCGCUUUGUACUUCAGCAAUCCUUCGUAUGACAUUCGUCAAAUUGAUAUUGUGACGGACCGUAACAACAUUCGUAAACUUCUCUCUUACGUCAAGGGCGGGGUUAGAUUGGAAGCUUUUACCUUCAAGGUCGAGAUGGUAGAAAAAACAGCAAUCUUUUGCCGAGAGGAGACUCGAACCUAUGAGGAUAUUGGACCACAUGAUUUCAGAGGAUACGGACAUGAGUUUGAGAAGGCGUACACCAAGAAUGAAAUUGAGGAAAGCACAGGCCACCACAGAGUCAUAUCUUAUCGCUUUGGAAACCUCAAUAUCAUCGUUCGCCAUGAAACAGAUGGGUACACGAAACCAAAUGCGUUGGAAAGCAAUGAAUAGGUCAACGAUAGUCUAUCUAGCAUAUUCGAAUCUCUAUCUGUGUCUCCUUCAAAAAGCGUCACCACUAUGCCCGCAGGAUCAGUACUGCAUAUCAAAAAUGAAGGACAUUUAGUUCCGCUUGAAUCAACCCUCGAAAUCAAAACCCGGGUCUUCCACAAGCCUCUCAACUUCAACGACAUCGCGCCGCAGCUCUGGGUGUCUCAAACUCCCCAGCUCGUACGAGCAUACCACAACAAAGGAACUUUCAGUGAGGCGAGGGUUGAAAAUGUAGCUACUCAUGUCAAAAAGUGGGAGGAAGAUAAUCAAAAGGAUCUGGUGAAGAUGGCGGCGCUGUUUGAGAAAGUAGUUAGCUUGGUGAGAGAGAGUGGUGGAAUUGCUAUGGUCAGAUAUGACGUUAUUAGAAAUAGCUUGGUGGUUCAGAUGUGUGGGGAUGAGACCAAAAUGUUGCCAGAAGAUUUGUAUAGCAAGUGGAAAGAUGACAAAAAGUCAAAGGAUAGCGGUACUGAAGGUACUGAGACAUGA